Messenger RNA from Ailuropoda melanoleuca (giant panda), 1689 nucleotides. RefSeq names its product glycophorin A (MNS blood group) (gene GYPA). Gene Ontology annotation, cellular component: plasma membrane. The transcript has 7 exons. The record is from RefSeq and is a predicted model, not a curated record. Bases 108 to 419 code for a protein of 103 amino acids. Lineage: Eukaryota; Metazoa; Chordata; Mammalia; Carnivora; Ursidae.
AAAAAAGUGUGUCUGAAAGAUAACAGCACCCGGCGGGGGCCACGGACUGCCACACCAGUCCGUCUUUGGUGGUUUCCCGGCACUGACUUUUGAGUCACGAUCUCAGGAUGUACAAAAAAAUAGUAAUUAUAUUACUACUCUCAGGUUAUGCUUCUACUCAAGAGGACCCUGCUUCAACAGCUCAUAAGUCACCAAGUUUGGUUUCCACACAGCAGCCAUCAUUUGUCAUUCCUGAAGCAAGGCAACAAAUUGAGCACAUUUUCUCUGAACCAGAGAUAAUAGGGAUCAUUUAUGCAGUAAUGCUCGGGGUCAUUGUAACUAUCCUCUCAUUUGCUCUCUGUAUUGGCCAACUGACAAAGAAAAGUUCACUUCCUGUCCCAUCUUCACCCCCAGAAGAUGCAGACUCUGAAGUUCUGUAGAAACAAGAAAUCCAGAAAAGUCAUUCAUGAGAAUCGGCUCGUCAAGCCAAAUUUUGGAAGAAGUCAAAGACACAAGACUUCAAUCAAAUGAAAAACGAACAUGUCAGUUACAUACUCCAGUAUAUGGUGUCCCUUCCUAAGCGGGACAACUUCAGGGUGAAAAUUUCAUCGUGAUGAGUCCAGUAACUCAAUGAUGGAAAAUGUCUCUACUCAUUAACAUUUCAAAAUGAAGAACAAUUCUUUCCUUUUAUGCUCGCUUUUGUGUGUUAGCAUUAUUUUUAUAAUUAAUUGAUUUAGAAUUCUGAUCCCCAGACCUCGCUUGGCUUCAUCUGCAGUUCUUUACAACUUAUUCUAUUUUAUUGUAGUUCGCUGAUUGUGCUGUCAAGGGAGAGGCUUGUAACGUCUAGAUGGUAUCUAAGCUCUCAUUCCAAACUUCUGACUCUUGUCAUUGCUUUCAAUAUAUUAAGGGGACCUGAGAUCCUAAUACUUUCUUCCACUGCAAGCUAAGGUAUUACACUGACGAUGAUGAUAUUUUAGUCACACUAAUAAAGCUUGUGCUUGGAGAUGCCUCAUGUAUACAUAUGCAUAAACACAUACAUUAUAGUGUAGAUAGAGAUGUAUAAAAUGACAGUCACAUUCAUCCUCUCAUGCAUAAAUCAACACAAAAAGGUUUUCCCACUUUAAGAAGUGAGAUGUUACACUUGUGUAAAUGACCUAUUUAAAAGACUUUGACAGUCGAGUGUUAACUCUUUCAGGGCACUGACUGAUGCAUUGUGUUCCACAGGCAGUUAUUUCUGUAAGAGGUCAUGGUGUCCUGACAAAGAAAAGAAUUAAUGACUUUUCCUUGCAAACUUAAUAAUUCUCUAAAUGCAGUAUAAUGAAACUUAAUAACGCUAUAAAUGCAAUAAGAUGUGCAAACUUGACAAGCAGGUGAAUAUUGUAAUAGGCUGUUCUGUAUUCUCAAUUAUCUAAUCCAUCCAGUUCUACUUCCCCUUUAAUAAAGCUUUGAAAAUUAGCCUAAAUAAUCCAAAAGAAAUUUCUAGAGACUUCAUGGGACAAAGGCUUUGUAACCAUACAGCUAUCACUCAUUAAUAGUAAAACUUAAAAAGCAAUAUAAAAACAGAGAAGUACCCUCCUACGAUAGUCUAUUGCCAAAGUACUAAAAAUCCAUGUGGCUUUUCAUUGUGUGCUAAUUAAGUAAAUAAUAGUAUGUAGAUAUUUGGGCCCUACAACUUAAAUUUUUUUAAAUAAAUCACAAAAUCUAAAUCUU